Messenger RNA from Monopterus albus (swamp eel), 1228 nucleotides. RefSeq names its product glucosamine-6-phosphate deaminase 1 (gene gnpda1). The record is from RefSeq and is a predicted model, not a curated record. The coding region runs from base 179 to 1009 and encodes 276 amino acids. Gene Ontology annotation, biological process: carbohydrate metabolic process; N-acetylneuraminate catabolic process; D-glucosamine catabolic process. Gene Ontology annotation, cellular component: cytoplasm. Lineage: Eukaryota; Metazoa; Chordata; Actinopteri; Synbranchiformes; Synbranchidae. The transcript is spliced from 7 exons. Gene Ontology annotation, molecular function: glucosamine-6-phosphate deaminase activity; identical protein binding.
AUGGAUGCCAUAACUAACUAAUUUGUGUUAAAAGGACGCUACAGUGAAAAUUUUGGUUACGCUGUGCAGUUACGUCGAGGCUGCCACAGUCUUUCGCCCGCUUAUUUAGCAAUCGCGUUAACAGUGAUGUCAUUUUACUGUUAGUUUCCUGGAUGAGUCUAAAGUCUGUUUUAGUACGAUGAAGCUGAUCAUCCUCAGUGAGUACGACCAGGCAAGCGAGUGGGCUGCAAAGUACAUUAGAAACAAGAUUUUACUGUUCAAACCUGGCCCGGACAGAUAUUUCACCCUGGGUCUCCCGACAGGAAGUACACCUUUGGGUUGUUACAAGAAGCUGAUCGAAUACCACAAGAAUGGACAAAUCUCAUUCCAGUAUGUUAAGACUUUUAACAUGGAUGAAUAUGUAGGACUUCCCAGAGAUCACCCUGAGAGCUACCACUCCUUCAUGUGGAAUAAUUUCUUCAAGCACAUAGACAUAAAAGCAGAGAAUACCCACAUCCUUGAUGGCAACGCCGCAGACCUGCAAGCAGAGUGUGACGCUUUUGAGAAAAAGAUAACAGAAGCCGGGGGAAUUGAGCUGUUUGUCGGAGGCAUUGGACCGGAUGGCCACAUUGCCUUUAAUGAGCCUGGUUCAAGCUUGGUUUCUAGGACCAGGGUGAAGACCCUGGCAAAGGACACUAUCAUGGCUAACGCCCGAUUUUUUAAUGGAGAUCUCUCAAAGGUGCCCACUAUGGCCUUGACUGUGGGGGUGGGCACUGUCAUGGACGCAAGAGAGGUCAUGAUUCUCAUCACUGGAGCACACAAGGCAUUUGCUUUAUAUAAAGCUAUAGAAGACGGCGUGAAUCACAUGUGGACAGUGUCUGCGUUCCAGCAGCACCCACAGGCUGUUUUUGUAUGUGAUGAAGAUGCUACCCUGGAACUGCGGGUCAAAACUGUAAAGUACUUCAAAGGGAUGAUGCAUGUGCACAACAAGCUGGUGGAGACACUUCCCUCAGAGCUGAAGAAGAACUGAUCUUAAGAGAUUUCUUCCAGGUGUUUUCGAGGCAUUUUUCAAAAAUUAACAUUCCAGUGAUUCCUUUAUGUUCUCUUGGAGAUGCAUUCAUGGAUGUCAAGCAGCGCUUGAAAUUAACAUCAAUUAAUCUCCAUAAAAAUAAUCAGGUGCUGUUAUAAAGUGCAGGUUUUUACAUCUUCAGGUGACUGUUCAUAUAGCUGUUCUAUCCAUUUGUUCUUU